This is a messenger RNA of Thlaspi arvense, 2216 nucleotides long. The record is from the annotation of a GenBank genome assembly. NCBI's taxonomy places the organism in Eukaryota, Viridiplantae, Streptophyta, Magnoliopsida, Brassicales, Brassicaceae.
GUGAAGAAGAAACUGAUUAGUUAUCUUGCUUCAAUUGAAUAUAUAUCGUAUUUAAAUAAUUUCUGGUAAAAAAAGAGUCCAUUGAUUUCGAAAUUCUUGAGCAAUAAAAAUACGCUAUAUAUCUGCCAAUCAAAAAUCCUAGAAAUAAUUGUAAAUUCAGAAAUUGCAUUAUAGUUAUAUAGCUUAUGCUAUUUUGAUCUGAAUUGAGGAGGGAACGGUGUCCAUUUGGAAAAGAUGGGAUUCAAUAAUCUCGUUUUGCCUAUCCAGACGAUCACAACAACACGCACGAAGCUAUCUAAGAUAAACAAGGACAAGGAAGAUAUCGUACGUUGGAUCUUGAAAUUCGCAGGACGUCGUAAGAAGAUUCUCUUCUUAAUCUCCACUCUUGUCUUCAUUCGCCUCCUUUAUCUCUGGAAAGGUGAAGAUGGUCAGAAAGUUGAAGUUCCUCCGAGUGUGCCUUACAAUGGCAUUACAAAUAAAGAGCAAAUAAGCAAUAUCCACAACAAUUUAUCUUACGUGAGGAAAUCCGUUAAAGCGUAUCGGCCUCGUCCUCCUCCAUAUUUUCGUGGCUAUAAACUUCCUCAAGACCAUCCAUGUAACAGAUUCACUCUACCUCCUCCACCAGCUGACAAGAAGAGAACCGGACCACGCCCAUGUCCGGUUUGUUACCUUCCAUUAGAAGAAGCAAUCGGUUUGAUGCCAAGCUCACCGUCGUUUUCCCCUGUUCUCAAGAAUCUAACAUAUAUACAUGAGGAACCACUAAACCGGAAAACAGAGUUUGGAGGGUCAGAUUUUGGCGGUUAUCCGACUUUGAAACAGAGGAAAAGAUCUUUUAAUAUCAAAUCAUCGAUGAGCGUUCAUUGCGGAUUUGUUAAAGGACGUGAACCAGGAAGAGGAACAGGAUUUGAUAUCGAUGAGACUGAUCUUCGUGAAAUGAAACGAUGUCGAGGGAUAGUUGUUGCUUCAACAGUAUUUGAUGCUUUCGAUGAUGUGAAGAGCCCGAGCAAUAUUAGUAAAUAUUCAGAGCAAACUGUUUGCUUCCUCAUGUUUGUUGAUGAAAAAACCGAAUCAAGCUUGAAGAAAGAUAAAGGCUUUAAUAGAACCACCAAGAAAGUAGGAUUAUGGAGAGUUGUCGUUGUUCAUAAUCUUCCUUAUACAGAUGGAAGGCGAAACGGAAAGGUGCCAAAGCUUCUUGUCCAUAGGCUGUUUCCGAAUUCUCGUUAUUCGUUAUGGAUUGAUGGAAAGUUGGACCUUGUGGUCGAUCCACAUCAAAUUCUCGAGAGGUUCUUGUGGAGGGAAAAUGUCACGUUUGCAAUCUCUAGACAUUACAAACGGUUUGAUGUAUUUGUUGAAGCCGAAGCAAAUAAAGCUGCUGGUAAAUAUGCUAAUUCGUCUAUCGAUUUUCAAGUGAAUUUCUACAAGAAAGAGGGUUUAACACCUUAUUCUUCUGCCAAGCUCCCAAUCACAAGCGAUGUACCAGAAGGAUGUGUCAUUUUAAGAGAGCAUGUACCAAUUAGUAAUCUGUUUACUUGCCUUUGGUUUAAUGAAGUUGAUCGCUUCACUUCUAGAGACCAAAUCAGCUUCUCAACAGUAAGAGACAAUAUAGCCGCAAGAACAAAAUGGAAUGUGAACAUGUUUAUGGACUGCGAAAGACGCAACUUUGUGGUUCAGAGAUAUCAUCGAGUAGAUCAAGAGAAACUGAAGAAGAAACAAUCUCCAAUGGCCAUUAUUUCUCCACCGGCGUUGAUCAGCAGCGAUUUGCCUAGAAAGUUGUCGAAGGUGAGUCCAGUGGUGAGCAUAACGCCGCCCAGAAUGCGAGGAAGAGACAAACAAUAGAGUUCAAGGAGUCACUCUCACAUAUAAGCUACUUUGCCUGCAAGAUCACCAGAAACAGCUCAAGGAGAAUUGGUUGGUUACUUAACUCAUAUGAUUCAAAAUCAAUCUUCUAAUGUAUAUAUAUAUGCACUACAAAACGAGCAUUAUAAGUGGACAUUAGAUUAUAAAGAAAGUUUCUUAUAAGAUGCAUCAUUCCUAUCUCAAAGGGUCUUUAUAAAUUCACAUUAGCAAUUUAGCAUGUGUAGGAAAUUUUGUGUAUAGCAAGGCUCUGCCAUCGAUUUCACAUGCAUGAAGUGCUUACUAUGUAUUUGUCUCCAAUAAUCUAUAAAAGAAAAACCAAUGUACUUAUGGAAUUUCUCAUUCAUAAUCUCAUAUUUAUC